AUGGGCAACCCUGGUGAAUUAUUGGCAACGGAAUCAACACGUUUUCCGAUUAUUCAAAUUGAAGUAUUAGAUGGACCACAACUAGAACUUGUUUGUCGGUCUGAAGAUGUAAAAGAAGAUCAAGAUGUUGUUCGUGAUCGUUUAGUUAUAGAUUAUUGUUUUGUGACAAAUAAUGAUGCAAAUAAUAGUAAUAAUAGUCGUCCACGUUGUUUAACUGGUGGAAGAAAAAAUAUACAAAGUGCACUUGUAUUAACACGUGAUAAAGGAUGUAUGUAUACAUGUUGUGAAAUAAAUGAUUAUAAUAUUGAAAUCAUAUUUGCAUUAAUAUUAAGUGCCGAAGAAAAUUAUCUUAUGACAGUUACAUUCAAAGGUUUUAAAAUCUUUUCAUUUCGAUCACAUCUAUGCAAAACAUGCUUAUUACCUGGUAGUGUACGUAAUAUUAUGAGUGGUUAUAAAUGGUUAACAUAUACCGCAUCAUUUUCUCAGGAUAAUAGAUAUUUGAUAGCAUGUGUUAAGUCAAGUGUUUAUGUGUUUGAAAUUCAAUGGGGUGACUUAAUAGCUUCAUUUGAUUCACAUUUUGGUCGUAUACUUGUUGUAAAAUGUUUAUCAAUUGGUAACAGUGGAAAUAAUUAUGUUAUAACGACUGACAUGGAUAAAACAACAAAAGUAUGGGAUUUACAAAAUGCAAAAGAAAAAUCUAUAUCAAUAGCACAAUUAGAUAAAUGUAUUGAAAUGAUGCACAUAUCAACCGAAACAAAAUUGAGCAUGGCACAAUCACGUAUACAAUUAUGUUUAUUUGAUAUGAGAACUGGAAUUAUGACAGGACAAUUAUCUAUUAAUCUACAUGGAUCAAUUUAUCAAUGUACAGUUUUGUGUGCAAAUGGUUUAUUUGCAGCAUCAGCUGAAUCAUAUAAUUUUGUAAUAUAUGAUAUUGAAGAAAGAAAAGCAUCAUUUAUAACACCAUUAAAAAGUGUUUUUCAACUUCUUCUUCAUUCGGCUGAAACAAUGGUUUUAGUUUUAACUACAGAACCAGUUGCACCAACAACUAUUUCAAGUGCAUUAGUUAGUACACCAAUGAAUACUAGUUCAAAUGGUCAAACUGUUCGAGCUAUUUCAUAUGGAAUACCUGAUGGUGAUAUUAUUUAUGAAAUUGUAGCAAAUAUGAAACGUUCGAAUCAACCAAAAAACUUUAUAUGUACGGCAGAUGAUAUGUAUUUUGUAUUUAUUGAAGAGAAAAAACAUACUGAAAUACUUGCAUUAUAUGAUCCGAUGACUGGUGAACAUGUACAUUAUGUUAAAUUAAGUUAUCCAGCUUAUAAAGAGAUUACUUUAAUGGUUACAAUACCGAAACAACCUUAUCUUAUUGGUUUAAUUGAUUCUGAGAAAGGAAUUGUUAUGAAUGUUAGAGAUAAAAAAGUAAAGAUUUAA
Messenger RNA from Rotaria sp. Silwood2, 1428 nucleotides. The record is from the annotation of a GenBank genome assembly. NCBI's taxonomy places the organism in Eukaryota, Metazoa, Rotifera, Eurotatoria, Philodinida, Philodinidae.